AUCCCUUCAUCUCCCCCAUCUUGUUAUCAUCCUUUCACUCUCCAGAAGAACAUUUUUUCCUUCUUUCUUUCCUUCCCCUUCCUGACAUGCUUCCAAGAACCAGCAGUAUCUUCCACUUUGAGGAGGAGGAGGAGGAAGGAGAAGGGGAAAGGGGAAAUGAGCUCAUUAAUGGAGGAAUUCUCUCGAGAAAAACAGCUGGAAAAGACCUCGUUGGCCUUCAGAUCCUCAUAUCAGAACCUGACCAGGAAGCUAAUAAUAAUGUUGUGAUCAAGUCAUCCAAGAAGAAGAUCUGCAAGAAACCAGAGAUUGUUUCUGUAGAUUUCCUCAAGUUCUGCUUCAUGUGCAGUAAGGAGCUAAGCCUUCAAAAAGAGGUUUACAUGUAUAGGGGUGAUCAAGGAUUUUGCAGCCUGGAAUGCCGGAGCAAGCAAAUUUUGCAAGAUGAGAGAAGAGAAUUCAAUGCUCCAACAAGACAGCGCUUCAGGAUGCCUAAUCGUCAUCAUAUGGGAUCCAAAAUUCAGGAAUCUAAUGGGAGGGCGAAGAUCACUGUUUCUGCUUGAAUUAACCUCAUAGGUUUUUUUUUGGGAAGCCUCUGGAAAAUAUAAUGUAACUUGAGCUUUUACUUAAACACAACUCUCCUUGGCCUAUUGGUUGAGAGCUUAGGCUUUCAAUUAAGAGGUCUACGGUUCGAGUCUUUGUGUAUGCGUUG
Molecule: messenger RNA, 706 nt
Organism: Dendrobium catenatum
Lineage: Eukaryota; Viridiplantae; Streptophyta; Magnoliopsida; Asparagales; Orchidaceae
Product: FCS-Like Zinc finger 17-like
Exons: 2
Coding region: 87-557 (156 amino acids)
Source: RefSeq, a predicted model, not a curated record